AUGAACGUGACCCUUCGACAACAACAGAACCAGCUGCCCAACAUGAGGAUUAAGCUCCCGGGCUGUUUCAGAGCCGCUCAGCCUCUGAAGGGCUCUAUCUGGAGGGCUCUGGAGGGCUCUGAGGGCUCUAUCUGGAGGGCUUUGGAGGGCUCUGAGGGCUCUGGAGGGAGGGCUUUGGAGGGCUCUGGAGGGAGGGCUUUGGAGGGCUCUGAGGGCUCUGGAGGGAGGGCUUUGGAGGGAGGGCUUUGGAGGGCUCUGGAGGGAGGGCUUUGGAGGGCUCUGGAGGGAGGGCUUUGGAGGGCUCUGAGGGCUCUGGAGGGAGGGCUUUGGAGGGCUCUGAGGGCUCUGGAGGGAGGGCUUUGGAGGGCUCUGGAGGUUGGUAACGCGCAUGCUUGGCGGGCCAGUACCCAGUUGACCCAAUAUCCAGUUGCAGAGGCCGUGGCAACCCACGCCAUGCUGAAAUCCAGUCGAGUAGCAGCCGUCGGGGCCCAGCAGCACUGCUGCCGCCUUGUAACGCGCCGCCACGAAGGCCCGAGGUUCAGCCGCACUCAGAAAAUGCUUAACGGCGGCUCCUGGGCUGUCGACCCGCCGGCGCCGCGCCCAGCGGCCAGCAGCAUCGCGUUCGCAAGGAUAGUGCAGGCGUGUGACGCCGCGAUGCACACAUUGUGUCGCACGCUAGGGGGAAAGUGGCCAUCAGGCACAGCUCUGUGCAUGCUAGGACACGCCGCGUGCACGAAGCCGGUCCAGCGUGACAGGCAUGCAGGGACAUGGUUGCUUGCCGUUUACCGAUAUACAAUGACGAAGUUUGAGGGCGCACGUCGGAGCCUCAAUUUUUUGUUUAAGCGUACUAACUGAGGCCGUGUGUCCAGUGAAGUUAGUACGGCCUGGCCGAGUUCUUUUUGAAUAAGGCCCACAGUGUUGUGCGGGAGGCGUUCCUAUGGGCGCUGCACUCGACCCGUUCGGGGUCCACUGUAACAAUCGCAUCCUCG
Volvox carteri f. nagariensis is the source of this 989-nucleotide messenger RNA. RefSeq lists its product as uncharacterized. The record is from RefSeq and is a predicted model, not a curated record. The transcript has 6 exons. Lineage: Eukaryota; Viridiplantae; Chlorophyta; Chlorophyceae; Chlamydomonadales; Volvocaceae. The coding region runs from base 1 to 855 and encodes 284 amino acids.